Suillus clintonianus is the source of this 1683-nucleotide messenger RNA. RefSeq lists its product as uncharacterized. The record is from RefSeq and is a predicted model, not a curated record. The transcript has 2 exons. Bases 144 to 1250 code for a protein of 368 amino acids. Lineage: Eukaryota; Fungi; Basidiomycota; Agaricomycetes; Boletales; Suillaceae.
ACUUAGACUCUACAGCAUUUCUUGUUCACGUGCGUUCGUCACUGCAGUGCACACUGCUUCACCUUUAUCAAGUCUGGAGGCCACUUAUCGAUAUUAUCACUUCUUCACAUUGUCCUUGCAUCCUCUGAACACCAGCUGCCAGCAUGAACGGCAUCUAUGAUGACAUGCCACCCCUAGUCGACUCCAACGCUGGUAUGCCGCAGCCAAAUAUACCCCAUCCACCAGGUGCAACAAUUAUGGGGGGUUAUCCACCCCCGCAAAACGCAUAUCCUGGCCCAGGGUGGAAUGCGCCUAUGGCUUACCCGUAUCCUCCAUUCCAAAACCAGGCAGCAGGUCAAGAGGAAUGGGCGAAAUGGACUCAUUACUUGCAAGCUCAGGCUGCGCUAGAACGGCCAUCUAUGCCAAGUCCUUAUGUACCUCACCUGCCCAUGAAUCCAGAGACCGCCCAACAUGAUCCCCGCAGGCGAAGUAAUAGCAUUUCUGCUGCUUUUCCACCACAAGCCGCACCGUGGAAUGCGUGGGGGCCAUCGAUGUCCUAUAACCACGCCAGACCUCCCAUUCAGACAUUCCCAAGCACAAGUUCACACACGCCCUCAUCCGCAGUCUCUAUGUCACGGCCAUUAUCCACAUCUUAUGUGCCUCCAGAUUGGCCGGGAGAGCCUCCAAAAAGCUGGAGACGCGACUUCAAAUUCAGGUCGGGGAUUUCGUCCCUAUUCCGAAGCAAGUCUGUAACAAGACUACCCGAUGCAUCCACCGAUAGCGCUCGCCUCACCCUCGCUACUGUCCUGCGACAUGACAAAGCCAUAACCCUCGAUCUUCGCCACAGCCAACACUUGCUCAGAAUUCACGCGCUACAGCGCCCAGUAGUCGCAAACGACUUGAUGCAACCAGCCACAAACCCACCAACGAGGUUCAUGCGUAUCUAUCACACGCGCCUACCGUGGUACAUCGAUGUCAUGCCGAUUGGCAAUGGCUCCUACGUCACACUGGGAGACUUGUUCAUGGUUUUAUGUCAAUUCCUCGCUGAACGGAUACGAAAUGAGGAUUAUUACAACGAUGUGCUGGAUGCCGAGGACCGGGGGGCGCUUAAGCAGGCUUGGGAGCAGCGUUGUAGGAACAGGAGGGAACGGAUGGAUGGGGUGAAACGGGUUGAUUUCUUGCGAGAAAAGUAUAUGUUUCUGGGGUUGACUCGUGGCAAGAGUGGCAUGUGGCAGCUGCGUACGGAAAGAGACUCAAGGGAGUACUCAUAGACAUGGGGAAUUGCACGCGGAUUGUCUAGUGCGGGGAUCCCGUCACGGGUUCUGGCGGGCCGCCCUGAUUUCAUUCCACUUCUCACAAAGAUAGCACUUGUUGCAUCUUUGCCUUCAAAGGAUAUUCGUCACGUCGCGAUUCGAGCUGGGAGAUAUUCUUGCCGUCUUGCCUUGUACAAUUUUCACAGUCCGCCCAUCGGAGUCUAGAAUACCCGAUCAGCGCGCAAGUUGCGGCCAACAAGGCUGACCUAGCCUGGCAGCAGCUGGCCACUUACACUACCGCGGACAGCUCGAGAAACGAGUCUAACUUAUAAGGUAGACACGCCCUUGUAACCAUAUGAUUUUCUACACAGACUCCGGCUUGGCACAUUCGAACUUCCAUUCAUGUUCGUCUUUUGGCGCGAGAUUUACCAUCCAUCUGCUUGUUCGGUAG